AUGUUUGUUGAACUUAAAAAGACGCUCUUUGUUGCUCAUCUCCCUCCCCAAACUAAAAUAUCAGAUAUCAUCCGUUUCUUCAAAGAUGUUGGACAAGUUGUUCGUGUUCUACUUCAAGCUACCCACAAGGGAAAGUGUGUGGGCGAAGGCUUUGUUGAAUUUGCUUCUGCUAACCAAGCAAAGAAGGCACUGGAAAAGAAGAAGAACGAAUAUUUGCACAAACGCAAGAUUUUCCUGGAUGUGGCUCAUAAGGGAGCUCUAUGCCUUCCACCCAAGUAUUGCAUAGAUCACAAGGUUUGGUACCAAGAAGACUAUCUUCAGCAGGAAAGCUUUAGGAUACAAGAAAGUCCCAAGUUUUCGGAGGAAGCUACGGUUCUCUUUAUUGCCAAUCUCUCUCCACAAACAACUAAAAUAUUACAUAUCAUCAAUUUCUUGGAAGAUGUUGGAGAUGUUGUCAGUGUUCGACUUAUUGUAAACCACGAGGGUAAGCAUGUGGGCUGUGGCUUUGUUGAGUUUGCUUCUGCUAACCAAGCUAAGAAGGCACUGGAAAAUAAGAAUGGUGAAUAUUUGCACGAUCAUAAGAUCUUGUUGAUGAAAAGACGUGAUGAAACUCCCAAUGUUUCUGAGGCAGUUGCCACUGUAAGAAAUAAGACGAUCUGUGUUACCCAUUUCUCUGGACAAACUAAAAUAUCAGAUAUCAUCAAUUUUUUCAAAGAUAUUGGCCAAGUUGUUCAUGUUCGACUUAUUGUAAACCCCAAGAUCAAGCAUGUGAGGCUUGGCUUUGUUGAGUUUGCUUCUGCUAACGAAGCAGAGAAGGCGCUGGAAAAGAACGGCGAAUAUUUGUACGAUAGAGAAAUAGAUAGAGAAUAGAGAGGGAAUCAAUAAUAAGGUCUUUGAGCCUAUUUCUAUCUAUUGAUGAGCAGAGCCGUGCCUCCAUUGUUAAAAAUGAAGCUUUCGCUUAGGGCAUCAGUUUUUUUUUAAAAUUAAUUGGGCAUCUUUUCUUAGUUCAUCAGGACAACUUUUAUUAGUUAUUAUUUUGAUUAAAUCAUCUUUUAUUAAUUUUAUUGUUUUAAUCCUACAUAAUAGAGAAUAUAUAUAUAUAUAUAUAUAUGUCAGUAAUUUGGGUAAGCUUAAUACAGACUACAAGAAGGUUGCUAAAAAACAAAACUAAAUGAAGAAAACCAUAGAUGUUGAUUGUUAUGGUUAUAAUGGUCCAAUGACUACCUAAUGAUAUUCUGGUAGUUUUAAUAGUAAAAUAACCAAAAUAAAUAAAUAAAAAAUUGUUAGUCUUAUAAAACUUAAGAUAAAGAAAAAGAUUAAGUAAUUUUGGUUAAGUAAAAUAAACAAAAAGAUAAAAAAAAAAUUGUUAAUCUUAUAAAACUUAAGAUUAAGAAAAAUAUUAAAAUAACUAAAAACAUUUGAAUUUUUUUUAUUAAUUUUACAGCAAAGAAAAUUUUAUAUUUAGAACUUUAAAAUGAACAUUUUAAUUGUUGAUGUUUUAAAAAAAUAGCUACGUAACAAUAGUAUUUUGUAACUGUAAUUUAAAAUUUUGGACAUUUUGUUCUAACCACGC
Messenger RNA from Brassica napus (rape), 1573 nucleotides. Its product is annotated as nucleolin 1-like. NCBI's taxonomy places the organism in Eukaryota, Viridiplantae, Streptophyta, Magnoliopsida, Brassicales, Brassicaceae. Gene Ontology annotation, cellular component: U2-type prespliceosome; U1 snRNP; precatalytic spliceosome. The transcript is spliced from 12 exons. The record is from RefSeq and is a predicted model, not a curated record. Gene Ontology annotation, biological process: mRNA splicing, via spliceosome. The coding region runs from base 1 to 870 and encodes 289 amino acids. Gene Ontology annotation, molecular function: mRNA binding; U1 snRNA binding.